CAAAUAUCGAUCUAACCCGGCCCGGGAUAGAUGACGGCCCAGUCUGGCGUGGUCGGCUUAGCUCCACCGUCGAAGUUGAACUUCCAGUACCAGAGAGGAGGAGGAAGGGAAACCCUCUUUCCAUUGGAAAAGCAAGCAAACCACCCUCGAACUGACCUGCUGCUCCCGUUGCUCGUCAAUGAAAGAAAAGUGAACAGAUUGUUCUUGAGAAUGGAUUUGUUCAGGAAAGCGAUUUUACAUCCGGGGCAUCCUCAGGAAUUCGCUCUUCAGACUGUGCAACAAGCUAUAAGACCCCAGAAACAAGUUAAACUUGUACAAGAUGAAAAUCAAUUGUUGGAGAACAUUCUGCGAACUUUGCUUCAGGAGCUGGUGUCAGCUGCUGUUCAGUCAGGUGAGGCAAUCAUGAAAUAUGGUGAAUCAAUAGCUGACAGUGAUAUUUAUCUCGGUCAGAUUCCUCGUCUUCUUGACAUUGUUUUGUACUUGUGCGAGAAAGAGCAUAUUGAAGGUGGAAUGAUUUUUCAGCUUUUAGAGGAUUUGACAGAAAUGUCUACCAUGAGAAACUGUGAAGAUAUUUUUGGGUAUAUAGAGAGCAAACAGGACAUUCUUGGGAAGCCAGAACUUUUCGCCAGAGGGAAGCUCGUGAUGCUUAGAACAUGCAAUCAACUUCUUCGCCGUCUAUCGAAGGCAAAUGAUGUUGUAUUUUGCGGUCGAAUCAUAAUGUUCCUUGCUCACUUUUUCCCUUUAUCCGAGCGUUCUGCUGUCAAUAUCAAAGGAGUUUUCAAUACGUCAAAUGAAACCGAAUAUGAAAAAGAACCCCCAGAGGGCAGUUCUAUAGAUUUCAACUUCUAUAAAACCUUUUGGAGUUUACAGGAAUUCUUUUCCAAUCCUUCGUCCCUUAUUCCCGCAAUUACAAAGUGGCAUAAGUUUACUUCCAGUUUAACGGUUGUACUGAAUACAUUUGAGGCUCAGCCUUUGAGUGAUGAAGAUGGCAAUGCCAUUAACCUUGAGGAUGAGGCAUCAAGUUUCAGUAUAAAAUAUCUGACUAGCAGUAAUCUAAUGGGUCUCGAGUUAAAGGAUCCAAGUUUUCGGCGGCACAUUUUGGUUCAGUGCCUUAUUUUGUUUGAUUAUCUGAAGGCCCCUGGGAAAAAUGACAAAGACUUGCCAUCAGAGACAAUGAAAGAAGAGAUAAAAUCCUGUGAAGAACGGGUGAAGAAACUUCUGGAAAUGAUACCUCCUAAAGGGAAAGAGUUUCUUCGUAGCAUUGAGCAUAUCUUGGAGCGUGAAAGAAAUUGGGUCUGGUGGAAGCGUGAUGGUUGCCCCCCAUUUGAAAGACAACCAAUUGAUAAAAAGUUAGUUCAAGAUGGAAACAGAAAACGUCGACCUCGUUGGAGGCUCGGGAAUAAAGAACUUUCUCAGCUAUGGAAAUGGGCAGAUCAGAAUCCGAAUGCUUUAACAGAUCCACAACGUGUUCGUACACCGAGCAUUAUGGAUUACUGGAAACCAUUAGCUGAAGAUAUGGAUGAGUCUGCAGGGAUAGAAGAGGAAUACCAUCAUAAAAACAAUCGAGUCUAUUGCUGGAAAGGUUUAAGAUUCUCUGCUCGGCAAGAUUUGGAAGGAUUUUCGAGGUUCACUGAACAUGGCAUUGAGGGUGUCGUUCCUUUUGAACUUUUGCCGCCCGAGGUGCGGUGUAAAUAUCAAGCUAAACCAGGAGAUCGAUCCAAACGUGCCAAGAAGGAAGACACUAAAGGUUCUGUGCAGCAAGUGGAGGAAUCUCAGAUUGCUACACCCGCAAGUGAGAUUGAUGUUGAUGGAAAUAAAAUCGACCCUGAUGCCUCCGCAGCAGCAGCUCCAGCCGACGCUGAUGCUACAGCAGCAGCCUCUGUCAACCUUUCUCAAGGUGGAACCCCAACUCCAGAUGAGCAUCAGAAGUUGCAGAACUCAGACACUGAUGCAGGGGGACUCGAGGCAGGUCAAAUUGAAGCAGAACCCGGGAUGAUCGAUGGGGACACUACUGAUGCAGAUGUCGACUUAGAUGUUGUAACAUGAGCAGCUGGUACUAUAUGUUCUACUCAGAAAUCAGUUGAGAUCUAAGCUGGAGCUGAAGUGGACAUACUUCGAUGGUAAGUUAUCACUUUCCGGGGACCAAAAUCGAAACUUGUUGCCCGAGUUGAUGUCUCGAUAAGACAUUUCGAGUAAAAACUUUCUUCGCAGUCACGACAUCCUGUUUUCAUUGUUUUCUUGGCCUAUGCAUGCAUAAAUGAAGUGCAACAAGUUAUGUGAACAGCCAAGGCAAGGCAACGCAAUGUAUUGUGUAUGAAACAAGUAAUCAUAGUUAGUUAAA
This is a messenger RNA of Andrographis paniculata, 2341 nucleotides long. RefSeq names its product THO complex subunit 1. Bases 31 to 2046 code for a protein of 671 amino acids. NCBI's taxonomy places the organism in Eukaryota, Viridiplantae, Streptophyta, Magnoliopsida, Lamiales, Acanthaceae. Gene Ontology annotation, biological process: regulation of DNA-templated transcription elongation; mRNA export from nucleus. The transcript is spliced from 22 exons. Gene Ontology annotation, cellular component: THO complex part of transcription export complex. The record is from RefSeq and is a predicted model, not a curated record.